Messenger RNA from Ceratitis capitata (Mediterranean fruit fly), 1285 nucleotides. Its product is annotated as nitric oxide synthase-interacting protein homolog. Gene Ontology annotation, molecular function: ubiquitin protein ligase activity. Gene Ontology annotation, cellular component: nucleus. The record is from RefSeq and is a predicted model, not a curated record. Bases 155 to 1072 code for a protein of 305 amino acids. NCBI's taxonomy places the organism in Eukaryota, Metazoa, Arthropoda, Insecta, Diptera, Tephritidae. The transcript has 3 exons.
UGCGAAGUUGGCCGCACUUACAGCAGAUCCUGCAGGUAUAUAUUCGGCAGCACUUCUGUUAUUGUUUUCAUUACAAUUUUAUAUGCGUUUAAACAAAGUUCUCCAAGUGUUUCUUUAAGUAAUUUAUUUAAAUACUAAGUAAACAGAGUGAAAUAUGACACGACAUGCUCGUAAUUGUACAGCAGGUGCUGUGUAUACUUACAAUGAAAAGCGUCGCGAUGCUGCGGAAUCUGGUUAUGGCACAAAAGCACAACGGCUUGGUAAAGAUUCAGUGAAAUCUUUUGAUUGUUGUUCUCUAACACUGCAACCAUGUCGCAAUCCUGUGGUAACUAAAGAUGGUUAUCUCUUCGACAAGGAAGCUAUACUGCAAUACGUUAUCACAAAGAAAAAUGAAUAUAGUCGAAAACUGAAGGAAUACGAACGUUUGCGUCGCCUCGAAGAGACAGAAAAUGCACAGGAAUUGAAUUUAAAACAGCAAAAAUGUAUUGAAAAAUUUGUGAAUGCUGGUAAACCUGUAAAUGAAACUGCAAAUAGUUCAAAAACUGCUGAAGUAGCCGUUAUUACAGCUAGUACAUCGGCGGCUGCUAUAGCUGCGGCUGGUGGUUCCAUCUCAAAUAUGACCAAUGGCAAUGAGAAGAAGUUACCCAGUUUCUGGGUUCCAUCUGAGUGCCCAAAUGCUGGAGCAGUAAAAGCUAAGAAACCAGAAUCUACGAUCCAUUGCCCUGUUUCAGGAAAACCAUUGAAAAUAAAAGAUUUGAUUGAUGUAAACUUUACUGUUCUUAAAGACGGCGAUAAUAGCCGGUCGCUUAUAGCAAAAGAGGCACGUUAUAUGUGUCCCGUAACGCAUGAUGUGCUCAGUAAUGCGGUACCUUGUGCUGUGUUGCGACCAACUGGAGAUGUGGUGACAAUGGAGUGCGUAGAGAAAUUAAUUAAAAAGGAUAUGAUACACCCGCUAACGAAUCAGAAAUUGUCUGAAAAGGAUAUUAUACCAUUACAAAGAGGCGGCACUGGUUAUGCUACGACUAAUUCCAAUUUGGAUGCCAAGGAAAAGCGUCCAAUGCUACAAGUUUAAGAAGUGGAUUACUCUAGGACAGCGAUAUAAAUUUCAAGUGAAUGUCAAAAAAAAAAAUUUAGUUAAAUAAAUAUGCUUAAAAAUGGAACUUACAUAAACUUAUGUAUGUUAUGUUUUUAAAAAAAUUUAAAUUUUUCGAUUCUAAUAUGUAUCUUUAAAUGUACAAUUUGCUAUAUGACAAGUAAUAAACCAUAAACCUACGUAUAACAUAUA